This is a messenger RNA of Dothidotthia symphoricarpi CBS 119687, 750 nucleotides long. RefSeq lists its product as uncharacterized. The transcript has a single exon. NCBI's taxonomy places the organism in Eukaryota, Fungi, Ascomycota, Dothideomycetes, Pleosporales, Dothidotthiaceae. The record is from RefSeq and is a predicted model, not a curated record. The annotation marks the transcript as partial.
CCAGUCUCAACCGCCAAUUCAUCCAACGAGCUAGACGGAGCAAGCUACCACCCGCUCAUCGAAGAGGAACCCUCCAUCCCACCGGACAGCAACGCGUCCCCGCCCAUCUACCCAGCCUACACGGGCUACUUCCAGACCUCCGCCGACGCGAAGCGACACCGCAAGCGCACACGCAUAGCCCCCAAGUCGGAUGCGCCGGACAUCCAGCGCGUGCGACAGCACGGCCGCGCAUACUGGGUGCGACGCAUCUACGAGGCCAUGAUCGACGUAUCAUGCAUCAGCGACGGGGCGUCCUCGAUCCACCGGCAGCGAUUCGUCGAGACGGCGGUGUUCGACGGCGCGGAUCUCGAAGCCACGGCGCAUCAUGUCUUCGAUGCGGCGGUUGCUGUGCACGUGCGGGGCUGGAACCGGCCUGUCGUGUACCAUAAGAAGGUUGUGCGGGGCAAGUUGACGGAUGUUAGUCGGCGGAGUUUGGAGAGGCGGCUUGCGCGUGUUUGUCUGUGUUUGAGGCAUAGGAAGGCGACGGUGGAUGAUGCGCUGAGGGGGGGAGUGACGCUGGCGCUUCUGUGUGAUAAUCCUGAGGCGAGGGGGUUUACGAAGUUGUCUAAUAAUGUGGGGAAUAUGAAGCGUGGUGAGAGGCUGAAGCUUUCGAGAGAGCGGACUGCGCUGGAGUUGGAGAUGGAAGGGGGCGGGGAGGAUGAGCAGGAAGACGAAGAGGAGAUGGAUGAGGAUGAAGACGGGAUGGAAGAC